AUGGCGGACAAAUUUAAAGACAUUGCCCGUUUCACCAAAGCCUCUUUGGUUCCGCACUGGCGCAUGUUCGUCAUUAUCCUCGCUCCUUUGUUACCAAUUGGACUCUUGUCUGAUCAUUACGACGAACCGGCUGCGAGAUGUGCGUGGGGAGUAAUAAUAAUGAGUGUUUACUGGAUGACGGAAGCCGUGCCUCUUGUCAUCACUGGGAUGUUGCCUGUUCUCUUAUUUCCGGUAUUGGGGUUAAUCGACACAGACACAGUGUCGAAACUGUACUUGACCAAGUCAAACAUGCUGCGAAUGACUGGUCUCAUGGUUGCUGUGGCGAUUGAAAACGUUGGCCUCCACAAGAGAAUUGCUUUGCGGAUCCUGUUGCUAACCGGAACUUCACCUCGGAGGAUUAUGCUCGGAUUUAUGCUGGCUACGGUGCUGAUCUCAAUGUGGAUCUCAAACGCAGCAGCAUCAGCAAUGAUGGUUCCCAUAGUUCAAGCCGUUUUGGAGGAAAUCUACGAAAAACACGUUGAAGUCAGUUGA
Messenger RNA from Notodromas monacha, 531 nucleotides. NCBI's taxonomy places the organism in Eukaryota, Metazoa, Arthropoda, Ostracoda, Podocopida, Cyprididae. The record is from the annotation of a GenBank genome assembly.